AUGGAGAAGAAGGGAACGGGGAAUGGCGUGGCAGCUAUGGCAGCCUACUACCAGAGUUUUGACCCUGUGGCGUAUCUGCAGUAUAACUACACUCCACCACGCGCUGACUUUGAGCGACACGACAGCAUUGUGCCAUGGAAGCUGGGAUGUCUGCAUAGAGCUUUUACUGAAGGCGAUGUGAAUGGGGAGCUGCUGGUGGACAUAGGUUCGGGUCCCACGUUGUACCAGGUGCUGAGCGGCUGUGAGCUGUUUGGUAAGGUGGUCCUCACAGAUUUUCUGGAGGUCAACCGGCGGGAGUUAAGACGCUGGCUCCAGGACGAGGAAGGAUGCAGUCUCGACUGGACACCUUACCUGCAGCACGUCUGCAAGCUGGAGGGACGACGGCCCUCAGCGUGGACAGAGAAGGCCGCCAGGCUGCGUCAGGUAGUCUCAGACAUCCUCCCAAUCGAUGUGCACUGUCCUCAGCCUCUGGCCCCGAAUGCCCUUCCUUCAGCUGGGGCCGACUGCCUGGUGUCCAGUUUCUGCCUAGAGAGCGUCAGCCCUGACUUGACCACUUUCACCAGAGCACUGGGCCAUAUCCGGGGACUGCUGAGGCCCGGGGGCCAUCUGCUGCUCAUUGGAGCCCUGGGAGAGAGUUACUACCUUGGGGGUCCCGGAGUGAAGAUCCCCGUGGUGCCCCUGAACGAGGCCCAGGUCUGCACAAGCUUGAAAGACAGCGGCUACACUCUGAUCAGGCUGGAGGUGUACAACCUGCCCGAGGACAUGAGGGUGGGGGUAGAUGAUGUGUCUGGGGUGUUUUUUGUAAAGGCCAGGAAGGAGUGA
Molecule: messenger RNA, 822 nt
Organism: Lampris incognitus (smalleye Pacific opah)
Lineage: Eukaryota; Metazoa; Chordata; Actinopteri; Lampriformes; Lampridae
Product: phenylethanolamine N-methyltransferase
Exons: 3
Coding region: 1-822 (273 amino acids)
Cellular component (GO): cytosol
Molecular function (GO): phenylethanolamine N-methyltransferase activity
Source: RefSeq, a predicted model, not a curated record